GUUAUUGCCUCUGACAUUACAGGUGCAAGGUGCCAGUACAUGCUCCUUCGUCUCCUUGCUAGCUAAUGCUUGCAGAAAUGUGACUCCCUGUGCUGAUAUUGUGCAGUGGCUUAUGAAGAACCUCAGCAUUGAGGAUCCAGGGGAAGCAAUACACUUGGGAAGUCUUAUUGCCGCACAGGGUUAUGUCUUUCCAAUCUCAGAUCAUGUCCUUACCCUGAAAGAUGAUGGGACAUUCUAUCGUUUUCAGGCACCAUACUUUUGGCCUUCAAACUGCUGGGAACCAGAAAACACAGAUUAUGCCAUCUAUCUUUGCAAACGGACCAUGCAGAACAAAGCUAGGCUGGAGCUGGCGGAUUAUGAAGCCGAAAACUUAGCAAGACUUCAGAGAGCAUUUGCAAGAAAGUGGGAAUUUAUCUUCAUGCAAGCUGAGGCCCAAGUGAAAAUCGACAGGAAAAAGGAUAAAACAGAAAGAAAGAUUUUGGACAGCCAGGAAAGAGCAUUCUGGGAUGUGCACAGGCCUGUGCCGGGCUGUGUGAACACCACGGAAAUGGACAUUAGAAAGUGUCGUCGUAUGAAAAACCCACAGAAGGUGAAAAAGUCAGUGUACGGGGUGACAGAAGAAUCUCAGCCCCAAAGCCCUGUGCACGUGCCCUCCCAACCUGUACGCAAAACUACAAAAGAGGAUUUCCGGAAACAAAUAACUUUUCUGAACGUGCAGAUAGAGAGACAUUGUUUAAAGAUGUCCAAAGUAGCAGAAAGUUUAAUAGCCUACACAGAGCAGUAUGUGGAAUAUGACCCCUUUAUAACUCCUGCUGAGCCUUCCAAUCCCUGGAUAAGUGAUGAUGCAGCAUUGUGGGACAUUGAAAUGAGCAAAGAACCUAGUCAGCAGCGUGUGAAAAGAUGGGGUUUCUCCAUGGAUGAGGUGCUGAAGGACCCAGUAGGACGAGACCAGUUCCUUCGUUUCCUGGAAUCGGAAUUUAGCUCAGAAAAUCUCAG
Molecule: messenger RNA, 996 nt
Organism: Cariama cristata (Red-legged seriema)
Lineage: Eukaryota; Metazoa; Chordata; Aves; Cariamiformes; Cariamidae
Gene: RGS6
Product: regulator of G-protein signaling 6
Exons: 12
Biological process (GO): regulation of G protein-coupled receptor signaling pathway; intracellular signal transduction; G protein-coupled receptor signaling pathway
Source: RefSeq, a predicted model, not a curated record